AUGACGGACUUAAACAAGGAACUUGGCGUGGAGAAUUCCGCUCUCGCCAAAGUCAUCGAAGAGACUAUGGCAAAAUUCUUCAAAGAAGCGGACGACAAAUCCGAGGCCCGUAGUAACAGAUUAGAAAAGCGCAUUGAAAGCAUGCAUUCCAUUCUCUGCCGUCAUACUGACGAAAUCAAAACUUUGCGUGCUGAUACAAACAUGCUGCAGGAACGUAUCACGCAAACUAACAAGCCCCAAAAGUCAUUGGAGGCAAAAAUCACCGAGAUGGAAGACAGAUCUCGCAGAGACAACCUUCUUAUAUUCAACCUUAAGGAGGGAACGGAAGGGCCAAACGCUCGGGCUUACUUGAUGGAGAGCUUCCCGAAGUGGUUCCCGGCUCUGGGGGCUGCCCCUCUGGAGAUCAUGAGGGCGCACCGUCUGGGCCCACCGCGGAGAUCCACUGCUUCAGCGGACACUGGCCAUAGUCAUCGCCCGCGUCCUCUUAUCCUGAAGUGCCUGCGCUACACCGAGAGGGACCUGCUGCUGAAGGAGGCUCGCAAACACGCACCUGAAGUCGCCGGGAUCCAGUUAAAGUUCGCCGCGGACUACAGCGAACCCACGACAGCCCGCCGUAAAUCAUGCUACAAAAUAAUGCAUGAUGCCCGCACUAAAGGAUUCGACGCGUUUCUUCUCUACCCCGCUACAAUCAAGCUCCAGCGAAGCAACGAAAGCUAUGUCUUCAAGGAGUCCACGGAUGCUGAAGAAUUCCUUGCGGCUGAUAAUCGUGACUAG
Messenger RNA from Knipowitschia caucasica, 774 nucleotides. NCBI's taxonomy places the organism in Eukaryota, Metazoa, Chordata, Actinopteri, Gobiiformes, Gobiidae. The record is from the annotation of a GenBank genome assembly.